AUGUGGCUAAACGCUCUGUUGCGGUUUGUGACACUAUUUACGUGCGUGUACUCUAGUGAUGACAAUGACGAGCCUGUUUUGUAUUACUAUGGUCUCGAAGAAAGCGAACGGAGCCUGCCAUCGUGUAGCGUGAGACAAGCAUGCUCAGCGUUAUUAAUGAGGUAUUGGCGCGCGCCCGCGCUCGUUCGGCUUUGUCGAUGUGCGCGAAGACAGCGCUGCGACACCAUGGCGGGGCCCGACAGUCUCAUAGAACUUAAUAACCGAGCUUAUCUUCAGUUUUGUCAACCUGUAACAGACUGGCCAGAGUGUUCCAUGAAGCACAAAGCUCUUGUUGUGACAACAUCUGCAGAACGAAUGAACCCUGAUGAACUUGAAGAAAUGCACCACCGGAACUUGCAACUAGUGCCACCUAAUUUAACAUUUUCAUGUCGUUGCCGAAAUCCUAACUAUUGGAAACUAACUUCUAGUAAAGAUAACAAUAUUCAGGUAUUUCAAUGUUCAUCACUUCAUCUGUGCAAAACUGGAGAGCACUGUGGCAACGUUAAUGAGGACUUAAUGGCUUUAUAUCAAUUCUGCCUAUGCCCCAGGCAUCACAUUUGUGUUCAUAAUGGGGGCAUACCUCACACACACAUUUCUGAGCUGCUUUACAAAGGAAGAGGAUGGAAGGCUUACUGUCAAAGAGAUCGAGAUGAAUAUAGUUAUGAAGAGUAUUAA
Messenger RNA from Arctia plantaginis, 714 nucleotides. The record is from the annotation of a GenBank genome assembly. Lineage: Eukaryota; Metazoa; Arthropoda; Insecta; Lepidoptera; Erebidae.